CGUCGGUUUCGCGACGAAAAGGAAGAAACAUCAUCAUUUCGAGCCACGUCUCAUCGAGUCAAAAUCGAGUGAUUUUUAUUUCGCGUUCGCGUUCCAUGUCGGUGCUGCUGGUUUUGGAACGAAUUUUCGGUGGAAAAUAGUGUCGGAAAGUGCGGAAAAGCUGCGAAAAUGCCACUUCGACUGGACAUCAAGAGGCGCCUAACGUCCCGCUCGGAUCGGGUCAAAUCGGUCGACCUACAUCCCACGGAGCCGUGGAUGUUGUGCGCCCUGUACAAUGGACACGUCCACGUCAUGAACUACGAGAACCAGCAGCUGGUCAAGGACUUUGAAGUGUGCGACAUUCCGGUGCGAUGUGCUCGCUUUGUGGCACGCAAAAACUGGAUCAUCACCGGCUCGGAUGACAUGCAGGUGCGCGUCUUCAACUACAACACACUGGAAAAGGUCCACUCGUUCGAAGCCCACACGGAUUAUGUGCGGUGUAUUGCGGUGCAUCCCACCCAGCCCCUCAUACUGACCAGCAGUGACGAUAUGUUCAUCAAGCUGUGGAACUGGGAAAAGAUGUGGAGCAUGCAGCGGGUGUUCGAGGGUCACACGCACUACGUCAUGCAGAUCGUGUUCAACCCCAAGGAUAACAAUACCUUCGCCAGUGCGUCGCUGGAUCGCACCGUCAAGGUGUGGCAGCUGGGCUCCAACGUGCCGAACUUCACACUCGAAGGGCAUGAGAAGGGCGUAAACUGUGUGGAUUAUUACCACGGAGGCGACAAGCCCUACUUGAUAUCCGGCGCGGAUGAUAGGCUGGUUAAGAUUUGGGACUACCAGAAUAAAACGUGCGUCCAAACGCUGGAAGGACACGCGCAGAACGUGUCGGCGGUGUCGUUCCACCCGGAGCUGCCGAUUGUGCUGACAGGAUCCGAGGAUGGAACCAUCCGGAUAUGGCACUCGGGCACAUAUCGGCUGGAAACGUCGCUGAACUACGGCUUCGAACGGGUGUGGACCAUUGCUUGCAUGCGGGGCACAAACAAUGUGGCACUUGGCUACGAUGAGGGUUCCAUCAUCAUCAAGGUCGGCCGCGAGGAACCGGCCAUGUCGAUGGACAUCAACGGGGGCAAAAUCGUGUGGGCCCGACACUCCGAGAUGCAACAGGUCAACCUGAAAGCCCUGCCCGAGGGCACAGAAAUCAAAGAUGGUGAACGGCUACCGGUAGCUGUCAAGGAUAUGGGAGCAUGCGAAAUCUACCCCCAGACAAUCGCUCACAACCCCAAUGGACGAUUCGUAGUCGUGUGCGGUGAUGGCGAGUACAUCAUCUACACCUCGAUGGCCCUCCGCAACAAGGCCUUCGGUUCGGCGCAGGAGUUCGUGUGGGCCUCGGAAAACAGCGAGUAUGCCGUCCGGGAGUCCAGCGGCACGGUGAAGCUGUUCCGCAACUUCAAGGAACGGAAGAGCUUCACCCCGGAUUAUGGCGCUGAAGGUAUAUUCGGCGGACAACUUCUGGCGAUCAAAACGUCCUCCGGACUGUCGUUCUACGAUUGGGAAAAUCUCGAACUGAUCAGAAGGAUUGAAGUACAACCAAGACACGUAUUCUGGAACGAAGCUGGAACGCUGGUUUGCCUGGCCACGGAAGACUCGUACUUCAUUCUGCAAGUUGACAUUGCGAUGAUUCAAAACGCUUUGGCCACGAAACAGCAACUCAGCGAAGACGGUAUCGAGGAAGCGUUCGAUGUUCUGGGUGAGGUCAACGAAGCCGUCCGCACCGGUCUGUGGGUAGGAGACUGCUUCAUUUACACAAAUUCGGUAAAUCGAAUCAAUUAUUACGUCGGCGGAGAGAUUGUCACCAUUUCUCAUUUGGACCGGACUAUGUAUUUGCUCGGCUACGUCCCCAAGGAUAAUCGGCUCUACCUCGGCGACAAGGAACUGAACGUGACCAGCUUCGCGCUCCUGCUCUCAGUGCUCGAGUACCAGACGGCCGUGAUGCGGCGGGACUUUGAAACGGCCGAUCGCGUUCUGCCAACCAUUCCCAAGGAGCACCGUACCCGGGUAGCGCACUUCCUCGAGAAGCAAGGUUUCAAACAGCAAGCCCUGCAGGUUUCCACCGAUCCGGAGCACCGGUUCGAUUUGGCGCUUCAGAUAGGCGAUCUGGACACGGCCCUGCUACUAGCGCGCGAAUCGGAUAGCCCGCAGAAGUGGUCUCAACUGGCCAGCAUUGCCACCAGCAAGAACAAAUUCGAUCUGGUUAAGGAGUGUCUGACCAAUGCGAACGACUUUGGCGGGCUGUUGCUGCUGGCGACCAGUUCCGGGGACGUUGACAUGCUGCGGAAUCUGGGCGAGAACGGCGUGUCGCAGGGCAAAUUCAACAUCUCCUUCCUGUCGAUGUUCCUGCUGGGCGAUUUGGAAAAGUGCUUGGACAUUCUUAUCCAAACCAAUCGGAUACCGGAAGCAGCGUUCUUCGCUAGAACGUACCUGCCGAACAAGGUGUCCCACGUGUUGGACAUCUGGCGAACGGAACUGGCCAAAAUCAACGAGAAGGCUGGCCAAAGUUUGGCCGAUCCGCAGCAGUACGAGAAUUUGUUCCCCGGUUUCUAUGAUGCGGUCAAGACGCAGCAGUUCCUGCUGCCAGAGCGGUCCGCUCUGUUGCCAGCCCAAGCUGCCAUUGAUGUUCCACUGAAUAUCGAUCGUGAUCCGGUGGCGGAAAUGAAACAGGCAGAAAACGAAGGACGAUUCGAUUACGAUCCGAGUGCUGCGAGCAGUGCGGAAGCAGGAACCACCAGCGCGACGCAAGGCAAUCUCACAUCCACUAUCGCGAAGGACAGUUCUGCUACGGUAUUGGCAGCAGAGGUCGGAAGAGCUGCUGCAGCGCCAUUGCUAGAGAAGACCCCAGCCAGUCAGCAACCACCCGCCGCCAAUCCGAUCAAGCGAAAGAGCUCGCUCGAUGACUUUGAGUCGGAAAUCGAGGCGCUCAAUCUGGACGAUAAUAUUGACACUUCGGAUGUAAAUAUAGACGACGAUCUGCUGAGUGAUUGAAGGGCGCGGGCAAUCGGAAGCGAGAACGAGAGCGAGCAUUAUUCCCCUCCACCAGCAUCAGCAUCUGCUGAAAUCCCCCUUUUACUAGGCGAUAGUGAAGAGUAUAUAGAAGUUUAUUAUAAUUAAAUCUACUGGAAGAACAUUACGUUAAGGAAAAUAUAGAAAACAGUAAAUGAGAAGUGGAACCAUUUAUGGGAGAAGAACACGUUGGAGCGUAAAAGAAAUGGCAAAUUGUGCAAGGAAAAACUGAUCAAGUAUUGUAAGCAGACUCUAAAUAGGAACCAAAUUUGGCGUUUCGUUAACUUCAAAAAAAUAUACACCUUGCUAGAGGAUGAAGGCAUUCCUUUACGAUGUUAUAAAAGUUUUCUCAUUUUUUGAAAUGUUCGACGAAGCAGAAAAGCAAGAUCAAAUGAUAACGUUUGUUCGUUUGAGUGCUUGAGAGUGAGGAAGAGAAACAAAGUUUGAGUGGAAUAACGAAGACAAAAACCGUUAGAAAGAUGUUGCUACUUUUUUAACCGCUGUCUUGGGAUUAUUUUCUAUAUGUUAUCUCUAUGUUAGCAAUUACGCUGCUGAUUGUUCAUUACAAACUAUUGAGUUUCAUUUUUAGGGUAAUGGCUUAUAUCAACCUACAAACCUUACUUCUAUCCGUUGUAACUUUCCAUUACACAUCUCUUGAUACUUCACUAGAAAGCAGACAGAUAAACUUAACGAAAAUUAAUAGUUUACUGAAAAAAUGGAAAACCAGGCGAAGCUAAUAAUAUAAGAAAAUCAGUAUAUUACAAAA
Armigeres subalbatus is the source of this 3802-nucleotide messenger RNA. It is a transcript of the gene beta'COP, whose product is annotated as coatomer subunit beta'. Lineage: Eukaryota; Metazoa; Arthropoda; Insecta; Diptera; Culicidae. Gene Ontology annotation, molecular function: structural molecule activity; protein binding. The transcript is spliced from 14 exons. The record is from RefSeq and is a predicted model, not a curated record. Bases 169 to 3018 code for a protein of 949 amino acids. Gene Ontology annotation, cellular component: COPI vesicle coat. Gene Ontology annotation, biological process: endoplasmic reticulum to Golgi vesicle-mediated transport; retrograde vesicle-mediated transport, Golgi to endoplasmic reticulum; intracellular protein transport.